This is a messenger RNA of Acanthosepion pharaonis, 543 nucleotides long. NCBI's taxonomy places the organism in Eukaryota, Metazoa, Mollusca, Cephalopoda, Sepiida, Sepiidae. The record is from the annotation of a GenBank genome assembly.
AUGAAUACCCUUCACUAUUUCAUUGUUUCUUUCAUUCUCUAUCUCUUUUUCUUUCUUUCUCUUUUAUUUUCCCCUCUCAUCUUUUCAAUUUUCUUUUCUUUCAAAUCUUUUCUUUCCUUUUCGUUGUUCUUCCAUUUUAAAUUUCUUUUUGUUUCCCUUUUGCAACCCGAAACGAAGCUGACAUUGCGGCCACACAUGUCCGCUGCGAGGCCCACCGAGACUAAUGUCAGCGCCGAACUCGAGGUCAAACUUCCUGACAACCGAACACAUGAUACCUGCAUUUGUAACUCGAGUAGAACAGCAUUUGGCAACAUUCCACUGUCACCCUCCUCUUUUUUUUUCCAGCUUAUCACUUCCGCUUCAUCGCCUGACCUUUUCGAAUCUAUCGAUAUGUAUCGUCAUAGUAUUCAUUUCCUAUCACUGUAUUUUCCAUUCAAAACACUCACCUUACUCAGCGUUACUAUUUGUAUUGUAACUUUCACCUUUCUCUCUCUCUCUCUCUCUCUCUCUCUCUCUCUCUCUCUCGUGUCGUCCUUGUUAUGA